AGGAACAUCGCAACCAAUACGUAAUACAUGUCCUUUAUUGUUUCUUCUCCUUUUUCUUUACGUGUUUUUUUCUUUCUUUACACUUAAUUACAAAAACAAGUUAAAAGCAACUAGCCUACUUUCUAAUCGUUGAAAAGAAGGACAUCACGGUUAGAAAAGUAGAAAUGCUGUCUUAAUUCAAUUUAUUUGAUUGACUUGGUGCAGAAAAAUCAAUGGAAGUCUUGGUCUUGCUCACUCUGUUUGUUCUUGUCGCUGAAGGUGUGGUUGGAUCGAACUUGGUGUCAGUGAUGGAGGGAGUUUCUGUCACUCUAAAAAGUGAUGUUACCAAGCAAGGACGUGACAAGAUGCUGUGGUAUUUUAACGACACUCUCAUUGCCCUGAUCAAUGGAGAUCCUACUAAGAGUUGUCUGUACGAUGGUGAAGGCGGGGUAUUCAGAGGCAUACUGAAAGUGGACUUUGAGACCGGAUCUCUGACCAUCACAAACAUCAGACCUGAACACACUGGACGCUUUGAAGCAAAUUUCAUCAAAAGCAAGAGCUCAGGAACCAGCCAAAGCUUGAACCGAAACGGCAAGUGUGACAGCACAAAAGUCAUCAAAAAAAUGAUCAACAUCGGCGACACCGUAAAGACAUUCAGUGUGUCCAUCAGUGAAUCAGACAAUGUGGAGAAGAAACAAGAGCGUGAAAGGGAUUCAGGUCUGUCUUCAGGUCUUAUAGCGGGAACAUGUGCUGGUGUUGGUGGUGUUCUGCUGCUGGUUGCAGCUGUUCUUGGUGUGAUUUACUAUCGUCACAGGAGCUCUAAAAUGGAAGACAUUGAGAAAAACAAGUUUGAGCAGCUGUUGAAUGUUCCAGUAUGAGAAGGACAAAGGCCACCUAACCUGAGAGGAUAUCAACAGGAUCGGUCAAAAAAAGAAAUCUGGAUAAUGGAUCCCCUUAGAUGUUUGAAAUGGGGGGUGCACAAAUGCCAUGUCUUUGUUUGAUCGGAGUUGAUCUGAAGCCAAUAGCAACAUUUUGAGUUUUAAUAAGAUCUGACACCAGUGCUCUUCUUUUCCUCGAUCACUGAUGUGAAGUGAUGAUCACUAUUUAAUGUUUUAAACUCAAUCUACGAAAUAUACUACUUCAUUAUAAAGAAAAA
Messenger RNA from Sinocyclocheilus rhinocerous, 1135 nucleotides. RefSeq lists its product as uncharacterized. The coding region runs from base 213 to 857 and encodes 214 amino acids. NCBI's taxonomy places the organism in Eukaryota, Metazoa, Chordata, Actinopteri, Cypriniformes, Cyprinidae. The record is from RefSeq and is a predicted model, not a curated record. The transcript is spliced from 6 exons.